GAGGAAUCAAAGAUGAACUUGGAGCAGGAGAGGCCUUUUGUCUGCAGUGCCCCAGGCUGCUCACAGCGUUUUCCAACAGAGGAUCAUCUGAUGAUUCACAGGCACAAACAUGAAAUGACUUUGAAGUUUCCUUCAAUAAAAACAGAUAAUAUGUUAUCAGACCAGACUCCUACACCAACACGCUUCCUGAAGAACUGUGAGGAAGUGGGCCUCUUCAACGACAUCGAUUGCUCACUAGAGCACGAGUUUAGGAAGGCACAAGAAGAAGAGAACAACAAAAGGAAUAUCUCCAUGCAUAACACAGUUGGAGGAGCAAUGGCAGGACCCGGAUCUCACCAGCUGACAAAUACAAGGAUGCCAAACCACGACACCAGCGUUGUGAUUCAACAAGCCAUGCCGUCUCCACAGUCCAGUUCGGUCAUUACGCAAGCACCUUCCACAAAUCGACAGAUUGGGCCUGUCCCAGGUUCUCUGUCUUCACUACUGCACCUACACAACCGACAAAGACAGCCUAUGCCUGCCUCUAUGCCUGGCACCCUGCCCAACCCCACCAUGCCUGGAUCCUCUGCUGUGCUCAUGCCUAUGGAGCGACAAAUGUCAAUGAACUCCAACAUCAUGGGGAUGCAGGGGCCGAACCUCAAUAAUCCAUGUGCUUCACCUCAAGUCCCCCCAAUGCAUUCAGAAGCCAAAAUGAGACUGAAGGCAGCGCUGACUCAUCAUCCUGCCGCCAUGUCAAAUGGGAAUAUGAACACCAUGGGCCACAUGAUGGAAAUGAUGAGCUCGCGGCAGGACCAGACGCCACACCAUCAUAUGCACUCACAUCCUCAUCAGCACCAGACGCUGCCACCUCAUCACUCAUACCCGCAUCAGCACCAGCAUCCGGCGCACCAUCCUCAUCCUCAGACUCAUCACCAGCAGAAUCAUCCCCACCACCACUCCCACUCGCACCUUCACGCGCACCCGGCACAUCACCAGACCUCGCCGCACCCCCCGCUGCACUCAGGCGGACAAGCACAGGUUUCGCCGGCGGCGCAGCAGAUGCAGCCCACGCAGACGAUACAGCCGCCCCCCGGCAGGAGCCCCCCGCCACAGCCGACCGGAGGUCGCCGGAGGAGGGUGGUGGACGAAGACCCGGAUGAGAGGAGACGGAAAUUUCUGGAAAGGAACCGAGCCGCCGCCACGCGCUGCAGACAGAAGAGGAAGGUCUGGGUGAUGUCACUGGAAAAAAAAGCAGAAGAGCUCACCCAGACAAACAUGCAGCUUCAGAACGAGGUUUCCAUGCUGAAAAAUGAGGUAGCACAGCUGAAACAGUUAUUGUUAACACAUAAAGACUGUCCGAUAACAGCUAUGCAGAAAGAAUCGCAAGGAUAUCUAAGUCCUGAGAGCAGUCCUCCCGCGAGCCCGGUCCCAGCUUGCUCCCAGCAGCAAGUCAUCCAGCACAACACCAUCACGACCUCCUCCUCCGUCAGCGACGUCGUGGGAAGCUCCACUCUCACCCAGCUCGCCAGCCACAGAACAGACAUCAACCCCAUCCUUUAAAAGUGGUUGAUCAGAAACUGCUAGGGGAGUGUGGUAGCGUAUCAAAGCGUCCUCUGUGCUAAGAACACUUGCAACCGUAACUCAAGCCUGGAAGAUUCCUCAGUUCUUGAAAGACUCUGGCUUUCAUUUUUAUAGUUAUUAAAAUGUCUUUUAUACUUAGUUACAUAAAAGGGAGUUAUGCAAUUAAUAUGCUAUCAGCUUGAGAAAUGCUUUGGUGCUUUCUCCAGUUUUUUUGGUACCAGUUACUUGUUUAUAAACCUAACUGUUUCUGUACAUAGUCACGUUUCCUUCUCACCAAUCUAGCCUGAAGCCUCAGAAAUACAGAGUUGUGUUAAACUGCAGCUUGUUAGCCAAUGUGAGGCAUGAAAAGUAUUAAACAGAGUCAUAUGUAGGUAACUAGGAGUAAUUAGGCUAUAAAUAUAGAGAGAGGGCAUCUGCUGACAGCAUAAUAAAAAAUGAGUUAGCGUUGUGCCAUCAGCAGACCCCGUCUUGCAUUGAGAGCCUCUUUCAAAGCGGUUAUAUAGGAUGUGGCUAUCAGGACAAAAUCAAGCCCAAAUAACGUGCUCUUUUGUGUAGCCCUCCCCCUUCUCCUCUCUUUCCUACCCUGCCCUUUUUCUCCUCCAGUUAUUCUUACACCUUCCUUUUCCCUUCCCAAACCCUUUUCAUCCCCCAGCUUUUUUUUCCUCCUGCCUUUUUUCAUUCCAAGGCUUUCUCGCUUCCCUCUCUUUUUCUCGAAGAAUGGUGAUGAACAAGCAAAAACUUCAAGCCCGCCUAAAAACUGUCGGCGCCGCUGCUGCUUUCACUAGCUUUUCACCCGCAGCUGGGCUGUGCCGAGCAUUUGGCUUUUAAAAAAUAGAAAUGCUCCUGAUUUAGUGUUUUUAAUAAACAGCAAAAGGCGAAAGCAGUGCAGCCCCAGGUGAAGCAGGAUUGAGAGCCAGCUGUGUUGAUGCUAG
Molecule: messenger RNA, 2492 nt
Organism: Nipponia nippon (crested ibis)
Lineage: Eukaryota; Metazoa; Chordata; Aves; Pelecaniformes; Threskiornithidae
Source: RefSeq, a predicted model, not a curated record